AUGUUGAAGCAGAUCUUGUCGAGUAGCGUCAAGUUUGGGCGGCCUCAAGGCCAGCCAGGUGGUUCAGUCAGUGUCAACUUGUACCCCGCCAUUGCGGCCGCCAACUACCCUAAUAUCAUCGUCUUCGGCUCAGUUGACACUUGCGGAGAGGAGGCCUCCGACUCACAGCAAGGUCCCCUCGUCAGCGGGGGGGCAGCCAGCAAGAAACAGGCACUUCCUAUGCGGCGGGCAUGGUUUCUGGGCUUCAUGGCUCUGAACCCUGCGCGAUUUCCGGAACCGGGCACAGUGCGCACAGCGGGCGCUGUCAAGAACCGCAUCACGGAAGAAGCCUAA
Molecule: messenger RNA, 333 nt
Organism: Letharia columbiana
Lineage: Eukaryota; Fungi; Ascomycota; Lecanoromycetes; Lecanorales; Parmeliaceae
Exons: 3
Coding region: 1-333 (110 amino acids)
Source: RefSeq, a predicted model, not a curated record